This is a messenger RNA of Paramecium tetraurelia, 677 nucleotides long. RefSeq lists its product as uncharacterized. NCBI's taxonomy places the organism in Eukaryota, Ciliophora, Oligohymenophorea, Peniculida, Parameciidae. The transcript has 3 exons. Gene Ontology annotation, biological process: tricarboxylic acid cycle; aerobic respiration; respiratory electron transport chain. Gene Ontology annotation, molecular function: electron transfer activity; 2 iron, 2 sulfur cluster binding. The record is from RefSeq and is a predicted model, not a curated record.
UACCUCCAAUGUACUUGGAUGCAUUGUUAUACAUUAAAGACAAUUACGAUUCCUCAUUAUCAUUACGUAGAUCCUGCAGAGAAGGCAUCUGUGGAUCUUGCUCAAUGAAUUGCAAUGGUCUUCAUAAAUUGGCUUGUAUUCAUGCUAUUGACACUGACUUGACAUAACCAGCCUACAUCACUCCAUUGGGACACAUGUUUGUAGUCAAAGACUUGGUCGUCGACAUGACCAAUUUCUACACUCAAUAUAAGACAAUAGAUCCAUAUUUGAAGAGGAAGAGUCCAAAAGAAGGAAAUAAGGAAUACAUCCAAUCAGUGGAAGACAGAAAGUUAUUGGACGGUCUUUACGAGUGUGUGUUGUGUGCAUGCUGUUCUACUUCUUGUCCUUCUUAUUGGUGGCAUCCAGAUAGAUAUCUUGGUCCAGCUGUGUUGAUGUAGGCUUACAGAUGGAUUGUGGAUUCAAGAGAUGAGUACACUGAUGAGAGAUUGGAGAAGUUAGCUGAGGAUGUCAAGGUGGAGGACUGUUAGAAUAUAGGAAUGUGUUCAUUUACAUGUCCAAAGGGAUUGGAUCCACAGAGAUCAAUGAACCAUUUGAUGAAAUUAAUAGAAGAAUACAAAGAAAGAAAGAUUGCAUCUGCAACAUUAUGAUAUAUUAUCAUAUAAUAUAACAAAUAAUAA